AUGCGACAAGUUAUCGGCUGCUAUGUGAAUUUAACCAGAACUGCGAUGAAGCCCAGCGUCGCAAUGGCCUCAACAAAUUCCAAGCCGAAGAGAACACCGCGGAGGGCUGCAAAGGAUAAAUACGAAGAGGAAAUAUUGAUGACUAGCGACAAGUCUCGGCUUAUUGAUUUAGAUCUGGUGAAAUUGCUCGCUCUCCCUGAAGCUUGGAACUGUCUUGAAGAAUCCGAGAAACAAGAAAUCCUAGAUUUACUGCCUAACGACACGCAUCCGAAUCCUAACCGUCCACCGGAUGACCCAAACGCGAAAAUUCCCCCUUUACCAGAGUCUUUUUUGCGCUACUCAACUAAUUGGCGUGAGGCUAUUCGUCACUUUCAGUUAGACCUUCAGAAUGGACAUUAUGAUCCGCAGUGGAUGCGUGAGGCUGAAGAGGCUGUUGCGCAGCGAGCUGCUGGCAAGUUCGACAAGUUCAAAGAACAAGAAUUUGAGGAGUUUUGGGGCCAAAAACAAAAAAUGGAUAGGGCCCUAGCUGCUGGCGAAAGCUCCAAGAUCAAACUGAGUACGCUCAUUAAGCAUGGUGUUAUCCGAAGAGGUGACAUUUGGAAAUGGUCUAGGAGUGUCCGUAAGAUCUUGAUUGAAAAGGAAGCCAGGAUAAUUGAUGUCAAUGAAUCCCGUCUGACGUUUGCUGUUCCUGCUGGGCGACGUACUUUUCUAAAAACUCCAGUGGCCCCAAACGCAAAGACUACGGGUACAGAGAGGAGACCAGAAAGUCCACCAGAGUCUAGUUCGAUAUCUCCACCUUUAACACAAGCAAAUGGCGCAGUAUCAGCUGAUAUAAAAGAAACGGAGGCUGGAUCCUCCAGAAAACGCAGUGUUGAGCCCAACACUGAGAUCUUACCGACCAAGAGACAGCGUGGACUCUCGCCCAAAGGGCCCCCUGCCCAAGGGCAGGGGGCGGCGAACGCCGCAGCUGUAGAAAUCACCAACAGUCUUUCUGAGAACGGGAUGAAGUCAUCAUCGUCUAGUAACGAGCACAGCCUUGACUCGUCUGCAGAAAGUCAGGAAAGUGGCUCUAAUUCUGGAGCAGCCCCGCAAAACACGAAGCCAGAGGUAUCAGACGAUUCGAAACUCGAAGAGCCAGAACUCGCCAACUCUCCGGAUGAGCAACCCUCGCAAGCGCUACCUGAAAAGGAUGAAGAACCUGAUGAGGUUAUCGUUCGGGACAUUCAAGGGCCUACAGCACUUACUUUGGAGAUGUUAAGAAUUGAUGGCCGCGUCGACAAAGCUACCAAUGGUAAUGCCUGGAAAGAGCUCCGUUGCUUCAGGGAUAAUCAGGAUAUGGGCACUCUAUGGGAGGUGAGGCAUGCUUGCUACUUACAAGCAAUCAUGAUGCAUCAUUAUUUGCUCCAAAGACCAUAUUUUCCUCCCUAG
This is a messenger RNA of Aspergillus nidulans FGSC A4, 1428 nucleotides long. RefSeq lists its product as uncharacterized. The coding region runs from base 1 to 1428 and encodes 475 amino acids. Gene Ontology annotation, cellular component: nucleus. NCBI's taxonomy places the organism in Eukaryota, Fungi, Ascomycota, Eurotiomycetes, Eurotiales, Aspergillaceae. The transcript is spliced from 5 exons. The record is from RefSeq and is a predicted model, not a curated record.